UCGGGAUUCCCAAACCCUGCCUGCACGUCGGGUGUCGGUAACGCCCAGGUUGCCCCGGGCAGCGGGACACUUAGCGGGUGCCAUUCAUCCCCUUCACCCACUUUGUCAAAACUCCCUUGCUCGCCGCUGCGACGUUGCCAGAGGUCUCGCGCUCUGCACUUUCUCACCCCGCCUUUCUCCCCCCGCCCCGCCCCGCCCCGCCCUUUGUUUUGAAUGCCAAGGAACCUUAAGGAAGAAGGUAGGAUUGGGCAGCUCCGGGCAGGAACACACAGGACAAAGAGGGUCUGGCUUGUGUGGCCCAGCAUUCAGCUCUGACAGUCCUAUGGGUUUCGCUAAAACAACGGCGGUGGGAAGAUGGACCGGGAUUCAAAGGCCUCCUCAACACGACACCACUCCCCGGGAGCUCUGCCUGGUCGGUAUCCUUCCCUGCUCACGUCCACAGCAGGAGACUCGCGAUUCUUCCAGGAGGACAACCCCACAUGCAGAGACAUUUGAGGAGUUUUGUGCAGCUGAACAACUCUUUCCCGGCUACUGGCUGCCAGAAACUCAUUGAAGUGGACGACGAACGUGAACUUCGUACCUUUUAUGAGAAGCGAACAGUCACAGAAGUUGCUGCUGAUGCUCUAGGUGAAGAGUGUAAGGGUUACGUGUUCCAAAUCAGUUGUGGCAAUGACAAACAAGGCUUCCCCAUGAAGCAGGGUGUCUUGACCCAUGGCUGUGUCUGCCUGCUGCCGAGUACAGGGCCUUCCUGCCACCGACCCAGAAGGACUGGGAGAAGAAAGCGCAGAUCUGUUCAGGCUUGCAUUGCGGAUGUCAAUCUCAGUGUUCUCAACUUGGUCAUUGUAAAAAACGGGGAGAAGAAUACUCCUGGACUCACUGAUCCUACUGUGCCUUGUCGCCUGGGGGCCCCAAAGACCUAGCAGAAUCCACAAAGUUUUCAAUCUCUCUCUCUAAGGAAGAUGAUGUCCGCCAGGAUGUUGUGAGAAAGUCCCUAAACAAAGUAGGAAACCUCAUACCUGAGCGGCCAAGAUUGGGCGUCUUCUCACUCCAUGUGUCCUCCAACACAGACGUCGGGGUACUGCUUUGAACAAGCAGUGCAUGAAGACAAAUAAGGAAGAGCCUGCAGAAAAUGCUAACCUUUUGGCCAAGAGAAUGAAGGAGGCCAUAGGAACGGACUGCCAAGAGACAGAGGCUGUCUUCUCUAAGAGGUUCUACCUCUCGUCUGAGUCCAGUCAAAAAUGAGAUUUUGUAAGAGUGGCAAAUAAAUAUUCAUUUCUUUGUUGAAUAAAACAAA
This is a messenger RNA of Lynx canadensis (Canada lynx), 1294 nucleotides long. Its product is annotated as 40S ribosomal protein S6-like. Gene Ontology annotation, cellular component: ribosome. Gene Ontology annotation, molecular function: structural constituent of ribosome. The record is from RefSeq and is a predicted model, not a curated record. Gene Ontology annotation, biological process: translation. Lineage: Eukaryota; Metazoa; Chordata; Mammalia; Carnivora; Felidae.